UAAAAAAAAUCGAUCGAGUAAUAUAUAAGUUUUGAGUUUUCGCCGAAUAAAAAUACCAGACUUAUUAAUUCUCCAUAAAACUUCAUUAUAAAAUCAUCUUGGAGAUAAUGGAUUUUACUUCGCUUUUUUUUGUUCUUUCCUCGAAUAAUCACAUGCUUGAUAGUUUAUCGUCUGCCAAAAGCCCGCUACUUUCUGUCGCAUGCAAAUGCGCGCGCUUGAUUGAUUGCACAGACGAGAAAGUUUGUUUUGGAACUCCGGGAGUUCUGGGAUAAAAAAUCAAAACAUACGGAUAUAUGGACGAUUAACGCAUCUGGAUACAAAAUGCCACGAUUUAGAUACUGUAAGAAAUGCGUGAUUGUUGUAGUUUUAGUCGGUAUCGCCUCUCAACUCUUCGUAAUUUACCGAAAUCACAAUAAACAUGCAAAACAGACUAUACGUCGGGUGCCGUUGGUUCCCCAAAAAUCAGCAACAGUUUUAAAGACGGCGAAGCAGACGACACUCAGACCAAGGCCACCGGAAGUUCCAAUAAUGCUCUGGUGGGACUCCGUGUAUACAAGUGUGGACGACUUCCGGCAAUGUGGACAGAUCACGUGCCGUGUAACCAACAACCGAACACUACAAAACCAUAUGGACACAAGGAUGUUUAUAUUCUACGGAUCCCACUUCAAGCCAUAUGGGUUGCCAUUCCCCAGGAAACAAAACCAUCUAUGGGCUUUAUUGCACGAGGAAUCGCCUCGGAACGCUUACAUCCUGUCACACGAGCCCACAUUGACAUAUUUCAACUUUACAUCAUCAUACAAUCAACGAUCUGAUUAUCCAAUCGCAACGCAAUGGCUACAGUGUCCCGAUUGGCUACAGGACAAAGAAUUCUUAUUGCCAUUGGUUGAUAAAAAUAGACUCCGGAAAUCCGGUUUGGCGCCAAUUUUGUAUUUACAAAGCGACUGUGAUGUUCCCUCUGACAGGGAUACCUUUGUUGAGCUGUUAAAAAAAUACAUUCCAGUAGAUUCAUACGGCGCCUGUGGACACAACAAAGAUAUGCCUAAAAGGUUGCGGUUUGAGAACAGUAUGGCUCCCCUGGAUGAAAGGGAGUUUUUCCAGUUCGCUGCCCGCUACAAGUUCACGCUGGCCAUGGAAAAUUACGUUUGUGAAGACUACGUCACGGAGAAGCUGUGGAGACCCUUUCGUUUAGGGUCCGUACCCAUUGUGUUUGGGGCACCAAAUGUCAAGGAGUACCUGCCAUCAAAUAAAUCUGCCAUUCUGGUUGAGGAUUUUGAAGACAUCAAGGACCUUGCAGAGUACGUAAAGCUGCUGGACAAGAACAAUAUAUUAUAUAAUGACUAUCUGAGGUUUAAGGAGCAGCCAACAAGCAAUACAAAGUUGAAAAAGCUACUUAAGGACCGUGAUUGGGUGCCAGACUAUUGUAAAAGAAAACAUCGGUCUCCAUUUCAACGACUAAAACAAACACAAAAACAGGAGGGCUUAACACACUCGUCAUUAUUCAUAGGAUUUGAGUGUUUUUUAUGCAAUCAAAUUCACAAAAUAGAAAAGCAAGUAUAUUCUGACGAGAUUGGGAUGCAAUUUGAUAGUCACGUGGCCACAAGUGACCAAUACUAUUGUCCAUCCCCGCGUAUGUUUGAUGAGAACGGUCACUACAGUGUCCACGAUGAGAAAUGGUCAUCAGAAUGGACGUUUGGGAAAUACGAGGCGAUGGCCCUCAAAAAACUUUAUGAUGCUCAAACAACUUCAUCUGAAAGAGAGUUCUCUAACUUAGCAUUAACUAUGCUGGAUGAAGAAGCACAUGGUGAUGAUUAUUGACACUGAUCUUAUUCCCAACAGUAUGGAAGCGCAUAUCGUAUAUACUGAUGAUGUGACUGACAUAAAAUCUGUCGGGUUGUUUAAUGUUUACUUGAUGAGUUAUAACGCGACAUUUUGGCGCAAGACUAUGUCGGUCGAAUUAUACCGAUUAUAUUUGUAGACAUAAAAAACUAGUUGAACUCAACAUUUGAAUCAGAUUGUAAAUGAAUACUGCAUAAAGCGUGUGACUUUAUUUGAUAAAAAGACAAGUGGAUUCAAUUUGUAUUACAUGUAAUAUUUCGUCGACAUAAAAGUCUUUAAAUAAGAAUUGAUAAUAAAUUAAGUUGAUAUAAAACAAGUCGACAUGAAACAAGUCGACAUAAAAUAAGUCGACAUAAAAUAAGUCGACAAAAAAUAAGCCGACGUGAAAUAUGUCGUCAUAAAUCAAGCCGACAUAAAAAGGUCGACAUAAAACGAGUCGAAAUAAAAUAAAUCGAUUUUAAAUAAGUCGACAUAAAAUAAGUCGACAUUGAACUAGUCGACAAUGCUACAUAAUUACAAUCAUCUGUAAAUAAAAUAGGGCACACCUAUGUGAUGAUGUUUUAUAUUAUAUAAUUGGCUAAAUAUUAUUUAUAAAUGGUUGUUCUUAAUUUAUGAUUUGUUUACCUGUUAUUCCUGCCUUUUUCUCAUCAAGAAUUGUAUUAAAUCUUGACAUUGUAAGAAAAAGUUGUGUUGACUUUAGUGAUUACUUAAUUUCAAAGAAAAUGAAAG
Molecule: messenger RNA, 2565 nt
Organism: Mya arenaria
Lineage: Eukaryota; Metazoa; Mollusca; Bivalvia; Myida; Myidae
Product: alpha-(1,3)-fucosyltransferase 10-like
Exons: 6
Coding region: 322-1815 (497 amino acids)
Cellular component (GO): membrane
Molecular function (GO): alpha-(1->3)-fucosyltransferase activity
Source: RefSeq, a predicted model, not a curated record